AUGGCUAGUGUUAAAUUAGAUCAUUCAUUGGGUUCCUCAAUUACCUUAGUAGAUUUCGAUAAUGGAUCUGCUAAGGAUAUGGUAGUCGAUUCAGAUUCUAUAGUUAAUAAUAGCAAUACUAAAUCUUAUAAAUUACCAUAUGAACCUGCUCAUGAAUUUAUUUUCAAUUCUUUGAAAAAAAGAAUUGAAUCCAUCAAUGAAGAUACCUGUGCACCAGGGGAAGAAAAUUCAUUCUUUGUUUGUGACUUGGGUGAAUUAGAAAAAUUAUAUAAAAAUUGGAAGUUGGAAUUGCCAAAUGUUCAACCUUUUUAUGCAGUUAAAUGUAACCCAAAUGAAAAAAUUUUACAAACUUUGGACCAAUUAGGGAUUAAUUUUGAUUGUGCUUCAAAAUCUGAAAUUGAUAAAGUUUUAUCAAUGAACGUUGACCCUGAAAGAAUCAUUUAUGCAAAUCCUUGUAAAGCUUCUUCUUUUAUUAGAUAUGCUCAAACUAAAAAUGUUUUAAAAUCAACUUUUGAUAACGUCGAAGAAUUGCAUAAGAUUAAGAAAUUCCAUCCAAAUUCUGAAUUGUUUAUACGGAUUGCCACGGACGAUUCAACUGCACAAUGCAGAUUAUCAACUAAAUAUGGUUGUGAAUUAUCUGAUGUCGAAAAUUUAUUACAAGCUGUUAAAGAUUUAGAUUUGAAUCUUGUAGGUGUAGCAUUCCAUGUAGGAUCAGGUGCUUCCGAUUUCACAAGCUUAUACCAAGCUGUUAAGGACUCUAGAUAUGUUUUUGAUAAAUGUAUUGAAAUGGGAUUACCGGAAUUGAAAAUUUUAGAUAUCGGUGGUGGUUUCCAAUUUGAAUCAUUCCAUGAAUCAAGUAAAGUCGUACGUGUUGCAUUAGAAGAAUAUUUCCCUGGCGAUAAAGUUAAAUUUAUGGCCGAACCAGGUCGUUACUUCGUUUCUACCGCUUUGACUUUGGCUUCAAAUGUUAUUGCUAAGAGAACCAUUUCCAACAAUGAAGCAAUGCUUUACAUCAAUGAUGGUGUAUACGGCAACAUGAACUGUAUUUUAUUCGAUCACCAAGAACCAAUACCACGUAUCUUAUACCAUAACAAUGAAUUUCAUUAUUAUGAUUUUGAAUCAAGUACGAACAUGUUAAAGAAAAAUGAUGUUUCUAAAUAUCCUCAAAAAGUAUCCAUUUGGGGUCCAACUUGUGAUGGUCUAGAUUGUAUUACAAAGGAAUACUAUUUGAAACAUGAUUUAGAGGUUGGCGAUUGGUUUUACUUCCCAAAUCUAGGUGCAUACACUUCAACUGCAGCUACUCCAUUCAAUGGGUUCCAACAACAUUCCGACACAUUGUACAUCAAUUCCUUAAAAGAUGCACUAUAG
Vanderwaltozyma polyspora DSM 70294 is the source of this 1368-nucleotide messenger RNA. RefSeq names its product ornithine decarboxylase SPE1 (gene SPE1). Lineage: Eukaryota; Fungi; Ascomycota; Saccharomycetes; Saccharomycetales; Saccharomycetaceae. Gene Ontology annotation, cellular component: cytoplasm. Bases 1 to 1368 code for a protein of 455 amino acids. The transcript has a single exon. The record is from RefSeq and is a predicted model, not a curated record. Gene Ontology annotation, molecular function: ornithine decarboxylase activity.